AUGACGUGUACGUCCGUCCAGCGCAAUGGCGAGCGAUGCACUUCGCCCGUCGCGGGCCCCGGCGCCAGCAUGUGCGCCCACCACGAACGCCUCGCCCGCCUACUCGCCUUGGCGCCCAAGAAGCCGGCCUCGCCACCGCCGUCCGCAGCAUCCGUACCGACGACGAGCGGGCCAUCGACCUUGCGCGCCGCCGCGCCGCCGCUCGAUGCGUCGCUCUCAGUAGCGCUCCCCGGUGAGCUCAAGCUUGCGUCUCAUGCCUGCAACUUUGAAGUGUAUCCAAGCUACAGCAAGACGUCAGGUGUCUCGGGGACGCUGAUUCUUACCAACUACCGCCUGCGCUUUGAGCCGACGCAGACCAUGUCCAACGCGGCCCACCCAAUGCUGAUGGUGGCCAUGAACGAAGGCAUGCCCACGGCCGCCGUUGCCAAGCUACUCUACCCGCAGAGCAAUGGUCAGUACGACAACCGCAAUGCAGCGCCGACCCAGCUCCUCGUUCAGUUUCGCAACCUGCGGACGUGGUGCCUCCGAGGCAACGUCCAAGAUCUCAUGCUCACGCUCAACCGGCACUGCUUUGGCAUCUCGGCUGCCAGCCUCUUUGCCUUUGCCCGCGGCAACAUGGACACGAGCGAUCUCAACGGUCAUGCGCUCUACGACAUUCGCGACGACUUUGCCGCCAUGGGCGUGCAGCUCGGGCACGGUCCGUUCCGGCUCACGGAGCUCAACCGCAACUUUACGCUCUGUCCGACGUACCCGGCGCUCUUUGCCGUGCCGUCCCGCAUGACGGACGCGCAGGUGGCGUCGGUCGCCGACUUUCGGUCCAAAGGGCGCAUGCCGCUGCUGUGCUGGGCGCACGCGAGCAACACGGCGAGUCUCUGGCGCUGCGCGCAGCCCAAGCGCGGCAUCUUCAACGCCCAGAGCAGCGACGACGAGCACAUGCUGCUGCUCAUCGCGCAGAGCAACCACGUCAACCAGCUCGUGUGGAUCGUCGACUGCCGCCCCGAGCUCAACGCGCGGGCCAACAACCUCAAGGGCGGCGGUACGGAGAGCGCGAGCAUUCGGCACGCGACCGUGACGUUCAUGGACAUUGCUAACAUCCACGCGAUGCGCGAGAGUCUCGAGAACGUCCGCGGUCUCCUCCAGUCGCUCAACCCCGACAUCGAUAUGACGUGGCACGCGCGCGUUGAGGAGACCAAGUGGCUCUUUCACAUUCGCCGUGUGCUCUCGACCGCCGUGCAGACCGCGCACGCGAUCCAUCGCUCGGCGCAGACUGUCGUCGUGCACUGCAGCGACGGCUGGGACCGCACCGCCCAGGUGUGUGCGCUCGCACAGCUCCUCUUGGACCCGCGCUAUCGGACGCUCGAGGGCUUGAUGCAGCUCAUCGAGAAGGAGUGGAUCAAGGCCGGGCACAAAUUUGAGGAUCGCAUCAGCGCCGGCAAGGCCGAGAACGACGAAAACUCGCCAGUGUUUCUCCAAUUUCUCGACUGCGUCUGGCAGCUGUGUCGGCAGUACCCCACGUACUUUGAGUUCAACCAUCGCGCGCUCAGCUGCAUCUUUGGCGCGACCAUCUCCGGGCGCUUUGGCACGUUUGUGGCCAACUGCGAGCGCGAGCGCCACCAGCUCAACGUGGCCGGCCGGACGCCGUCGCUCUGGAGCUACAUGCUCCUGUACCGAAGCGACUUUGUCAACCCGUUCUUCCGCGCGUAUGCGCCCGAACGCCAUAAGGGCGAGCUCGGCGCGCUCAUUCCGCCCCUCGCGACGCUCUUGCGCCGUGUGGUGCUCUGGGACGACCUCUACGACAACAUUCCAUCAUUGGGGAACCCGACGCCGCCGCUGCAUGCGACGCACCAUGUCGAGCCUGCGACGACCGCCAGUGACGAUCUUGCCGCCGCAUUCGACGCGGCCCAAGCCCGUAUCCGCGCGCUCGAAGCGCAGCUGCGGUCGUCGACGCCGCCGCAGUCCGAGCCCGCCCUUUCAUAUGCGGCGGCGCCCCAACCCCAGCCAGCAAUGCCGUACUCGGUACCGGCGCCCCGGUUCGAGCCGGUGAUGUCGUACUCGGUACCGGCGCCCCGGUCCGAGCCGUUGGAGUCGUACACGGCUCUCUUGGCGCCGCCCGCGCCCCAUUCGGCGCCACUGAGCGCGACGCUGACCAUGCCCGUCGCGUCGCAACCGUUGCCGGCUGCCGAGACCCUCUUUCCUGCGCACGAACUCUUCCCCGCGCCAGCGCUCUUCCCGACGCAAGUGACGGCGACAUUGGCGACCGAGAGUACGUGGAAGUGUCGCCUCUGCACCAAGAGCAACCCGGUCGGCGCGCCCAAGUGCAGCGUGUGCGGUCGUGCGCCGUGA
Molecule: messenger RNA, 2343 nt
Organism: Saprolegnia diclina VS20
Lineage: Eukaryota; Oomycota; Saprolegniomycetes; Saprolegniales; Saprolegniaceae
Exons: 7
Coding region: 1-2343 (780 amino acids)
Biological process (GO): dephosphorylation
Molecular function (GO): phosphatase activity
Source: RefSeq, a predicted model, not a curated record